GCAAGCAGGCAGCGCAGUCAUGCGAGGAGAAGCAGCAAACAGCAGCUGAGUUGACGGCGCACACUCUCACGCGUAGAACAUCGGGGCCGCUAAAUUUUGUGACCGAGACGAAGCAGAGCGGCAAUACCCUAGCGUUUGCACAACAUUUUGCCUCGUAUAUUCCCGGUUAAAAGUUCAAUGCAAAGUGAAGCAAAACAACAAUACAAAAAAAUACACGCGCUACAGCAAAAGAGCUAACAGGGCAAUUGAGAAGGCCAACGCGGAGGCGGAGACGAGUGCUAGAGCUAGAGCUAGAGGGAGCAAGCAAGCUUGAUUCUACUUUUGAGCCGCACAAAUGACAAUGUCGACCGCCGCCGUUCCAACAUCCAGCAGCACCCCCAAACUGGCCAAGUUCAAAUCUUCGUCAUUGGACCACGAGAUAUAUACCGCCAAUAGGCGAAGCACUAUCGCCACCUCCGGCACCGAUUGGAAGGCAUUGCGAGGUUCACUCAAUGGAAGAUCGGGGCAUGGGGGCAACCUAAAUGGAGGACACAUGACCCGCGCUGCCUCCACUUCAUCGCUGGCCAGCAGUACGCGCACCAUAACCAACUAUCAGGAGUACAAAAUGGAAAUUAUUAAUCAGGGCAAGUGCCUGUGUGGACAAUAUAUCAGGGCACGGCUACGUCGAGCAGGUGUUUUGAAUCGGAAGGUGAUACAAAGACUGCGCAAUAUACUGGAGCCAUCAUCCCAUGUCGUCUACGAGGUGUUUCCAGCCCUCAACAGCAUGGGGGAAGAACUCGAACGUAUGCAUCCACGCAUUUACACGAACAUCUCAAGGCAACUGUCACGCGCACCUUUUGGGGAACUGGAGGACAGUGAUAUGGCUCCCAUGCUACUGAAUCUGGUCGCCAAGGAUAUUUUUCGAACAAGCAUCACCUGGGGCAAAAUUAUAUCGAUAUUUUCGGUGUGUGGCGGGUUUGCCAUUGACUGCGUCCGUCAGGGUCACUACGAUUACUUGCAAUGUCUGGUCGACGGUCUGGCCGAGAUUAUUGAGGAUGAUCUGGUUUAUUGGUUAAUCGAUAACGGCGGUUGGCUGGGACUUCAGCAACACAUACGGCCGCGAGUCGGUGAAUUCACAUUUCUUGGCUGGCUGACUCUUUUCGUGACCAUCUCGGCUGGCGCCUACGUAGUAUCGAAUGUUUGCAAGCGAAUUGGAAGUCAAUUGUACUCGUUAUUAUUUUAGUAUCGGGUCGCAUUAGCUAGCUUUAAUUGUACUGUAUAGUCAGUGAGACAUAGUUUCAAUCAUUCCUCCUUACAAUUUUUAUUAGCAUUUAAAGAAUUAUAUUUAAUGUUUAAUAUUGAUACU
This is a messenger RNA of Drosophila nasuta, 1345 nucleotides long. It is a transcript of the gene Debcl, whose product is annotated as Death executioner Bcl-2. Gene Ontology annotation, molecular function: BH domain binding. Gene Ontology annotation, cellular component: mitochondrial outer membrane. The record is from RefSeq and is a predicted model, not a curated record. Lineage: Eukaryota; Metazoa; Arthropoda; Insecta; Diptera; Drosophilidae. Gene Ontology annotation, biological process: intrinsic apoptotic signaling pathway in response to DNA damage; release of cytochrome c from mitochondria; regulation of apoptotic process. The transcript has 4 exons. The coding region runs from base 335 to 1222 and encodes 295 amino acids.